This is a messenger RNA of Epinephelus fuscoguttatus (brown-marbled grouper), 611 nucleotides long. RefSeq names its product hemoglobin subunit beta-2-like. Gene Ontology annotation, cellular component: haptoglobin-hemoglobin complex; blood microparticle; hemoglobin complex. Gene Ontology annotation, biological process: oxygen transport; hydrogen peroxide catabolic process. The record is from RefSeq and is a predicted model, not a curated record. Lineage: Eukaryota; Metazoa; Chordata; Actinopteri; Perciformes; Serranidae. The transcript has 3 exons. Gene Ontology annotation, molecular function: organic acid binding; oxygen carrier activity; haptoglobin binding. Bases 69 to 512 code for a protein of 147 amino acids.
GUUCUUUUAUAAGUUGCAUCUUGAACUCACCAACACAGGACUAGUUGAACAAACCUAGAGCCGGCAAAAUGGUCCAGUGGUCAGAUGCAGAGCGUGCCACCAUCCAAGACCUCUUCAGUAAGUUGGACUAUGAGGCCGUUGGCCCUGCAACUCUUUGCAGGUGUCUGAUCGUCUAUCCCUGGACUCAGAGGUAUUUCGGCAACUUUGGAAACCUCUACAACGCAGCCGCAAUCAUGGGAAAUCCUCAGGUUGCAAAACACGGAGUAACUAUCCUCCACGGUCUGGACCGGGCUGUGAAGAACAUGGACAACAUCAAGGCGACCUAUACCGAGCUGAGUGUGCUGCACUCCGAGAAACUGCACGUGGAUCCCGACAAUUUCAGGCUCCUCUCCGACUGCCUGACCAUUGUGCUCGCUGCUCGGAUGGGCAAAGCCUUCACUGCUGAGGUCCAGGCCACUAUCCAGAAGUUCAUGGCCGUGGUGGUGUCCGCCCUGGGAAGGCAGUACCACUAGAGAGCUGCGGCAGAAGACCAUCACACGCUGAUCACAAAAAAAAAAUCAUUUUUUUGUCAUGUCUCAGAGGAUGAAUAAAUAAAAGAAUACGCAUACUCA